UCCUCCUCAACCUCCGAGAUGGUCUUCACAUAUUAAUUGCGGCUCAUUUAUGUUAGAUUAGCUCACUAAUGUAAGCAGAGGAGGCUUGUCGCGGUUGUGUUUGUUUCAUCCCGCUAUGCCACUUGCACCAAAGCUCUCUGCUAGUUGUGCCAAGCUGCAGACCAAACGGAGCACCUGGACCCCUCUGAACCAUCCACUGGCCAACAGCAAGGUGUUCGAGGAGAGACGCAGCCUUCUGGCUAAGUGGUUUGCCAGGUGGUCUGACAGUCAGAGGAAGGCAGUGCUGCAGGACUUUGUGCUGAACUGCUCUGUGGAACAGCUCCGGUUCCUGAGCCUCAGUGUGGCCAAACAGCUCCCCCUGCAGGCUGGGGACUUCACCUGCCUGCUGCCCAGAGCCCUCUGCCUCUACCUCUUCUCCUUCCUGGACCCACGCAGCCUCUGUCGAUGUGCUCAGGUGAGCUGGCAUUGGAGGAGCAUAGUGGAGCUGGACCAACUGUGGAUGCCCAAGUGUCUGAGGUUCGGCUGGUGCAUCAGCUUCUCCCCCUCACCAUUCGAGCAGGGCGUCUGGAAGAGACUCUACAUCCAGACUGUCCAGGAGCUGCGACUCAGCAUGCAGCAGACUCGGCUGCAGCUGAUGGUUCCAGAUGCUUCAGCGGUCAUUAGUGUACAUGACAAGCCACCAGAACCAACCUCCAUCAGCAAGGAGCAUCUAGCAUCUACUUCCCAGCCUCGUGGAGCCAGCUCUGGGUUUGAAUCUAAGAAGGAGAAGCGAGCAGCUGCUCCACCACCAUGGAGAGACUCAGACAGACGUCCAAAAGAUACAAUACGAUUCAACUAUCUGGACAACCUGGAUCCCAUCGAACAGGCGAUGAAAAUGCAAACAAGAAGCAGAAGCUCUACCUGCUGGAGCCGCACAUCCAAGAUGGACGAUAGCAAGAGGAAGCCAGCGUCUGAGGCCACGUACAAGCUGCGCAAAGUCAAGUCGCUGAUGUUCCUCAGCUCCAACUCCAAUGACAGAUCCCACUCUCCUCCUCCUUAUCAGCAUCAUCAUCCACAUCUUCAGGCCCAAUCUCGCCCCUCAUGGGCAUCUCACUUUCAGGGUUACCCCAUCACCAAGGAGACGGCAACGACCCUACUCGGCCAGGCCGGGUGGGAUGCUGGUGUCCGUCCGAGGCCAGUGAGGACAUCGGUGCCUCGGCUGAGUGCGGCAGCUCUCAGAGCAUCCCAACGCUCACUCAGGAGUGCUGCCAGUACUCCACUGUUCGAGGUUUGGAGCUGACUGCGCCCGCAUCAAGUGAGUUACACCGCCCCCACCAGGCAGAUGGCGGUACUACAGUGAACAUGUGGAGAAGACAGAAACACAAGCUGCUGUUUAACAUCGGCCAUGGA
Molecule: messenger RNA, 1389 nt
Organism: Melanotaenia boesemani (Boeseman's rainbowfish)
Lineage: Eukaryota; Metazoa; Chordata; Actinopteri; Atheriniformes; Melanotaeniidae
Gene: fbxo16
Product: F-box protein 16
Exons: 9
Coding region: 116-1279 (387 amino acids)
Molecular function (GO): protein binding
Source: RefSeq, a predicted model, not a curated record